Messenger RNA from Nanorana parkeri, 1050 nucleotides. It is a transcript of the gene SC5D, whose product is annotated as sterol-C5-desaturase. The transcript is spliced from 4 exons. Gene Ontology annotation, molecular function: iron ion binding; oxidoreductase activity. The record is from RefSeq and is a predicted model, not a curated record. Lineage: Eukaryota; Metazoa; Chordata; Amphibia; Anura; Dicroglossidae. Bases 9 to 875 code for a protein of 288 amino acids.
ACACCAGCAUGGAUCUCGUCCUGAACGUCGCAGACUAUUACGUCCUCACCCCGCACGUCUACCCGGCCUCCUGGCCAGAGGAUGAGGCGAUCCGGCAGAUCCUCAGCCUCAUGAUCGUCACCAACCUGGGCGGCGUCGUCAUCUACCUUCUGUUCGGAACCCUCAGCUACUUUUUUAUAUUCGACCAUUCGCUGAUGAAACAUCCGCAGUUCCUGAAGAACCAAGCCCGCCGAGAGAUCUUCUUCUCCUUGAAGUCCAUGCCUUGGAUGAGCGCCCCCACGGUCGCCCUGUUUUUUGCUGAAGUUCGGGGCUACAGCCGGCUCUAUGACAACAUCGACAGUUCCCCUUCUGGCUGGUUUGGAGUGAUCUUGAGCAUGUUCUCCUUCCUGUUCUUCACUGAUAUGGCCAUCUAUUGGAUCCACCGAUUCCUGCACCACAAGCUCAUCUAUAAGACUAUCCACAAACCUCACCACAAGUGGAAAGUGACCACGCCUUUCGCCAGCCACGCCUUCCACCCCAUCGACGGCUUCCUGCAGAGCCUGCCGUACCACAUCUACCCCUUCAUCUUCCCCUUACACAAGGUCACCUACCUGGGCCUCUACAUCUUUGUCAACAUUUGGACCGUCUCCAUCCACGACGGAGACUACCGCGUCCCCAAAUCCCUGGAGAGCAUCAUCAACGGCGCCGCCCACCACACCGACCACCACCUGUACUUCGACUACAACUUCGGACAAUAUUUCACCCUGUGGGAUAAAAUCGGGGGCUCCUACAAGAACCCCUCGGCUCUGGAAGGAAACGGCCCGCACGACCUUUGCCGGAAGCUGGAGGCCGAGAAGGAGCACCAGGAGAACGGCAUGGACAAGAAGAGGAACUAAGACACACGGCAUGGAAGGUAUAUACAUACCGAUCAGUACGGACCACGCGCGUGUACCGGUGCUCAUCUGAAAUCUAAUAUUCAGAACGGCCGCAAUUAAAGUGGAACUCUGGGCAGAGCUAAUACCUGUUGGGGAUACAAAAACAUUUAAUUUUUACUAUAAUGAAAGUCUUCUC